AAUGCCCGGUAUCAGUUCUAAAAAAAGAACAUGAGAGAUGGGUUCUUGUGCACUGAAUGCGAAAGGGACAUGGGAUUCAAGUAAGGCAGCUCUUUAAAUUAUGCAACCAUGACUCUGAAAAGUCGAAGUGCGCCACUAUCUGAACCUUAUCUGUUACUACAAACCUUCCAAAGGAGCCUUCUUAAAACAAUGCGGAUUGUAGAUAAUCCUACACCGGGGUGAUUUCCACACUGCACACCCAUUGUUUCAGCUGCAGACACCCAUACAGACGAUGUAUAUUGCAGACAUGUGCAGCAAGAGUCAGACGCAGAGAAAACGUGUGAGAGACCAGACAGCCAUAAAGACAGAUGCUCCCAAACACAUUUCAUGCUAAUGAACCGGCCUGUAUGAUUUACAUGAAAUGUUGGUCUUAGCCUUCCUUCGGGGCAAUUAAAGUGUAUCUAUACGGAUCAUGAAUGGAAGCUCUGAAUAGGAGCGCGCAUUAUAUCCCCAUUUCGGCAGCAUGACCAUUAGGCCUUGGUGAUCUCGUGACAGGGGCUGCCUUCUCCCCUGGAAUACAUAUGACAGGCUUUUCCAGAGCCAGCCGAAGCUACGGAGAAAUUGAUAGGCAAGCAGUCAGGACACACAGAAGUCGGGGGAAAUGGAAGCUGUCGGAAACCGGGCCUUUUUCAGGAGGACACGUCUUCACUGGAUGGUCCUCAUCACUUUCUUGUGUGGCAUGUUCACCUGGACAGUAUUCUGGCCAGAGCAUGUCCCUUAUGAGAAGCUAGGCCCUGUGGGAACGUUCUCCAAAUACAUGGUGGACCAUCACUACUCUGUCCUCUAUUACGGGUGGUGGCUAGCUUGGUCAAUUCAUGUGUCUGAAGCCAUUUACAGCGUGAAAGUGUGCAGCGACAAAGGGGUGGACAGCUGGCUGGCCCGCUUCUUGUGGUGUUUCCAGACCUUCCUGUUCGGAAUGUUCUCCUUGUCCCUCUUGCUGAAGUACAAGCCUGACUCCCGACCCAAAAGACAAUAAGGACGACUACACCUGGGCCUAACCUUCAUCCCCUCGUACCGGAGAGCAGCCUGGCAGGACAUUCACUCACCUCUCUGUUUCUGGUAGCGUGAGUCGAACGGCUCUGGGCCGCUCUGUCUUACCAGGAAUAAGUUGCUUGCUGAUAAUGGAGGGAUGUGUAGGGUUUAGCCCCCGAGAGGGUUGGGAGAUGGGAUUGGCUGGAUUGAAGAUUUCCAAAAGUCAGCAAAUUUGCCUCUUUUGAAAUGAACAAGAGCCCUUUGGAUCCUUGAAUGCACGCAUGUCCCUGCUGUGCAUGAUGGGAUUGAUUGCACAUUAGGUUUCGACAUUGAAAUGACCUCUAUGGCAAAUAGGUGUCACCUUUAAAGAACCAGUCCUUUCUUCCUUUCCAGUCCAGAUAUAUCCUAUAAUUCUAAAAAAUAGUGUAAUGAAAGCAUGCAGGAGCACAUUCCCAUAUGUUUUGUGCUGCACCACUACAAAAUGAAAUAGGACAUUCAAGGAAAACAAAAAAAUUAACAUCUUUCAUGUUGCAAAAAAAAAACUUCGGCCU
This is a messenger RNA of Lepisosteus oculatus (spotted gar), 1562 nucleotides long. RefSeq names its product transmembrane protein 254 (gene tmem254). NCBI's taxonomy places the organism in Eukaryota, Metazoa, Chordata, Actinopteri, Semionotiformes, Lepisosteidae. The record is from RefSeq and is a predicted model, not a curated record.